UUCCCGACAGCAGCUGGGAAAUUCCCGACAUUCAGCCUCAGACUUAGAACUAUAACCCCAACUAGAUUCAAUUACUAUGGGAUUAACACUGGAUGUAUUUUUAAUGGAUUUUCUUAAUGUAGAAUGCCUCCCGCCCCACUGUUUUGGACUGCAUGCUAUUUUAAUACUGCUGUGGCUAAACUAGUGUGAUCAACAUAACCAACAGAAUGAGAUAGAGCUCAGGGAGAUUCCUGGUAAUCACCAAACUUUUCUUUUCUGGCCAGGAUCACCUUGUUUCUUCCUGAAUCCUCAAAACUCUGCAACCUCUGUUAAAAAGUUCAUUCUGCUUUUUUGACCUUGCUUUGAAGGGAAAAAAAAAUGCAACCAACAAGCCUCCCCUAACAUUGUGAAGGAAAGAAACAGAAGAAGCCACUGCAGUUCCUCAAUAACCAUUGUGAUCAUGAGGGAAAAAAGGCAACCCAAGUUGCCCAGCAUGUACACCAGCUUCCGUGUGACAGAGCGUGAGGAGAGAAAGAUGAAUGGCGGGCUGAGGCUCUGACUUGUUAGUUUUCCUUUACUUCAGCUGCUACAAAUUCCGGCUUAGCAAUGGAUGUUCUUUUUGAAGAAAAUGCUUCCUUGAGCUCCACUACAAACUCCUUAGUGCAAUUACAUGACGAUACAAGGCUCUACAAUAAUGACUUUAACAACGGAGAAGCUAACACUUCAGAUGCGUUUAACUGGACAGUGGACUCGGAAAAUCGAACCAACCUUUCCUGUGAGGGCUGCCUCUCACCACCCUGCUUCUCCUUACUUCAUCUCCAGGAAAAAAACUGGUCUGCUUUGUUGACAGCUGUAGUGAUUAUUCUAACCAUUGCUGGAAACAUACUCGUCAUCAUGGCAGUGUCCCUAGAGAAAAAGCUGCAGAACGCCACCAACUAUUUCCUGAUGUCACUUGCCAUAGCUGAUAUGCUGCUGGGUUUCCUUGUCAUGCCCGUGUCCAUGUUAACCAUCCUGUAUGGCUAUCGGUGGCCUCUACCUAGCAAACUCUGUGCUGUCUGGAUCUACCUGGACGUGCUCUUCUCCACGGCCUCCAUCAUGCACCUCUGUGCCAUCUCGCUGGAUCGCUACGUUGCCAUCCAGAAUCCCAUCCAUCACAGCCGAUUCAACUCCAGAACUAAGGCAUUCCUGAAAAUAAUUGCUGUUUGGACCAUAUCAGUGGGGAUAUCUAUGCCAAUACCAGUCUUUGGACUACAGGAUGAUUCCAAGGUCUUUAAGAAAGGGAGCUGUUUACUUGCUGACGAUAAUUUCGUCCUGAUCGGCUCUUUUGUGUCAUUCUUCAUUCCCUUAACCAUCAUGGUGAUCACCUACUUUCUAACUAUCAAGUCACUCCAGAAAGAAGCUACUUUGUGUGUGAGUGAUCUUGGCACACGGGCCAAACUAGCUUCUUUCAGCUUCCUUCCUCAGAGUUCCCUGUCUUCAGAAAAACUCUUCCAGCGGUCAAUCCACAGGGAACCAGGGUCCUAUGGGAGAAGGACUAUGCAGUCCAUCAGCAAUGAGCAAAAGGCCUGCAAGGUGCUGGGCAUUGUCUUCUUUCUGUUUGUGGUGAUGUGGUGCCCAUUCUUCAUCACGAACAUAAUGGCCGUCAUCUGCAAAGAGUCUUGCAACGAGGAUAUCAUCGGAGCCCUGCUCAAUGUGUUUGUUUGGAUCGGUUACCUCUCCUCAGCGGUCAACCCACUCGUGUAUACACUGUUCAACAAGACCUACAGGUCGGCCUUUUCACGGUAUAUUCAGUGUCAGUACAAGGAAAAUAAAAAACCAUUGCAGUUAAUUUUAGUGAACACUAUACCGGCCUUGGCCUACAAAUCUAGUCAACUCCAAAUGGGACAAAAAAAGAAUUCAAAGAAAGAUGCCAAGACCACAGAUAACGACUACAGUAUGGUUGCUCUAGGAAAACAACAUUCAGAAGAUGCUCCUACAGACAAUAUUAAUACAGUGAAUGAAAAGGUUAGCUGCGUGUGAUAGACUGGUUGCCAUAGCAACCAUGGAGGGCACACUGGGCAAAUUUUUACCUAUCUGGGGGAAAAAAAAGACAAAGGGGAGACUGGAAAAAAAAUUAGGCCGAUCUAGUAGAACCAACAAUAAUAUUUAUAUGCCUCAUUUUAUUCUGUCAAUGAAAAAAAAAAGGCAGGGUUAAAAGACACAAAAUGUGCACUUCAAAAAUGUUCUGACAGCAUUUCAGCUGUGAGCUUUACGAUACUUAUUUUUAACAUUGUAAAUGAUAUACAUCUUUAAAAUAAUUAGCUUUUAUUGUAAAAUUAUAAUGAGGCCAUAAAUAAGUCUAAAUUAACUUCUAUUCCAAGUGGAAACCUUGCUCCUACGUUAGUUGAUGGCAUGAGUUGGUUACCUAUUGCUGUAAAUAACAAUAGCUACAAAUAGUGAGAAGUUGGGUGAAUAUAAUAUAAUGACCUCUUAAAGAAAAAUCCUCUUUAAAACUUAUGCUACAUAUUUUGAACAA
Messenger RNA from Prionailurus viverrinus (fishing cat), 2494 nucleotides. RefSeq names its product 5-hydroxytryptamine receptor 2A (gene HTR2A). Gene Ontology annotation, molecular function: neurotransmitter receptor activity; G protein-coupled serotonin receptor activity. NCBI's taxonomy places the organism in Eukaryota, Metazoa, Chordata, Mammalia, Carnivora, Felidae. Gene Ontology annotation, cellular component: plasma membrane; dendrite. The transcript is spliced from 3 exons. The coding region runs from base 586 to 1998 and encodes 470 amino acids. The record is from RefSeq and is a predicted model, not a curated record. Gene Ontology annotation, biological process: chemical synaptic transmission; G protein-coupled receptor signaling pathway, coupled to cyclic nucleotide second messenger.